Messenger RNA from Coffea eugenioides, 1300 nucleotides. RefSeq names its product probable pectinesterase 53. Gene Ontology annotation, biological process: cell wall modification. The coding region runs from base 79 to 1224 and encodes 381 amino acids. The transcript is spliced from 5 exons. Gene Ontology annotation, molecular function: pectinesterase activity. NCBI's taxonomy places the organism in Eukaryota, Viridiplantae, Streptophyta, Magnoliopsida, Gentianales, Rubiaceae. The record is from RefSeq and is a predicted model, not a curated record.
UCCUUAGUACGGCUUUUUUCCUUCUUUUUCUUUUCUCCUCUUCUCGAUCUCAUUCUCAUUCUGUAGAGAUCAAUCGAUAUGCCCACUUCUAAACUUCUUGUACAUUCUAUCAUUUUCAUUCUUCUGAGCUAUGGAAGCAAUACAGUAGUAUGCCACACCAAAGGCAUUAGGCCAAAAAGAACAGCUUCAGGGAAGCUAUUUGCAGUGAAUAUGACCCAAGUCCAAUACUCUGAACAACAAUUCAUGAAGUGGGUAAACUUUGUUGGCAGCCUCAAUCACUCUGUGUUCAAGACCGCCAAGAAUAAGCUCUUCCCUUCUUACACUCUUACGGUCGACAAAAAUCCAAACUACGGUGACUUUACUACAAUUCAGCAGGCUAUUGAUUCUCUCCCUACUGUUAAUCUAGUUAGAGUGUUGAUCAAGGUUCAUGCGGGUGUUUACACGGAAAAGGUUACAAUACCUCAGCUGAAGUCAUACAUAACCAUACAGGGAGCGGGAGCAGAUAAAACUAUAGUUCAAUGGGGAGAUACAGCACAAACACCCGGAGCAAAAGGCCAGCCUCUUGGCACAUUUGCUUCUGCAACAUUUGCUGUGAAUUCUCCAUAUUUCAUAGCCAAGAACAUCACAUUCAAGAAUACAACUCCAGUACCACCCCCAGGAGCCAUUGGAAAGCAAGCUGUUGCAUUUAGGAUAUCGGCAGAUACAGCAGUUUUUGUGGGUUGCAGAUUCUUGGGUGCACAGGAUACGCUGUAUGACCACGUAGGCAGGCAUUAUUACAAAGAUUGUUACAUCGAAGGCUCUGUGGAUUUCAUCUUUGGUAACGGGCUCUCUUUGUUUGAGGGUUGUCACGUGCAUGCAAUAGCACAGUUAACGGGGGCAGUCACAGCACAAGGGAGAAGCAGCCUGUUGGAGGACACAGGGUUCUCCUUUGUAAACUGUAAGGUCACGGGUUCAGGAGCCCUGUACCUAGGACGGGCAUGGGGACCCUUUUCCAGGGUAAUCUUCGCUUACACAUAUAUGGACAACAUUAUCAUUCCAAAAGGCUGGCAUAACUGGGGUGACCCUAGUCGAGAAAUGACGGUGUUUUAUGGACAAUACAAGUGCAGCGGAGCAGGGGCAAGUUUUGCAGGAAGAGUUUCAUGGUCCAGAGAACUUACAGAUGAGGAAGCACAGCCUUUUAUUUCGCUUGCCUUCAUCGAUGGUUCUGAAUGGAUCAAAAUAUGAUCAAGAUAACAAACAUACACGAGCUUCUUUUUUUUCUCCUGCUUUUCUUUUUUUGUUCCCUUUUUGGGCCGACAUU